This is a messenger RNA of Octopus sinensis (East Asian common octopus), 2473 nucleotides long. Its product is annotated as myotubularin-related protein 2. The record is from RefSeq and is a predicted model, not a curated record. The coding region runs from base 261 to 2378 and encodes 705 amino acids. Lineage: Eukaryota; Metazoa; Mollusca; Cephalopoda; Octopoda; Octopodidae. Gene Ontology annotation, biological process: dephosphorylation. The transcript has 18 exons. Gene Ontology annotation, molecular function: phosphatidylinositol-3,5-bisphosphate 3-phosphatase activity.
ACUGCCGCUCUCCACCGAAAGCUGUCAAUUACAGGUUAAUGUUGUUAUUAAACAGUUAUAUAUAUAUAUACAAAUAAAGUGUAUAUAUAUAUAUAUAUGUAUAUAUUUACAUGAAUAUAAUCUCACACGCUGUGGCAAGCACUGUCUAUUUAUUUAUUUAUAUAUACAUGUAGCUAUAUAUUUGCUUAUUCGCUUUCGAAAGACUUUUUUUCCCCUCUUCCCCGCCAGAGUUUGUCUCGGUGUCGUCUACAGAAACUCUCAUGGAUCCUCGAGAUAAUUCCGAUUUAUACGAUGGUGGAACGGUUAGUGUAUCUACUGGGGCCAGUCGGUCGACCACUGGUGCCAGUAGUGAAUCAGUGUCCAUUUCGGACCGUUCCAUGCCUCAGCAGUCUCCGAGUACCAGCUCAAAGGAGAGUGCUGGUUCGCCUUCCAAGUCACUCUGUUCCUCCACAUCCACAUCUUCGGAAAAUGUCCCGGCAGCGACCACCGCAAACGUUGCUCACAGCGCUGUUUUAUCAACUUCGGAACCUGCCACUGUCAAGCCUCACCGGGACACACUUAAAUAUGGGCAGUCUGAAGAACUGCCACUUUAUGAAGGCGAAAAGAACCAAGGAAUGGCUCAUGAUGUCACUUAUCUGUGCCCUUACAGUGGGGCUGUAAAAGGAACCUUGACUGUCACAAAUUACAGACUUCACUUCCGAAGUGCUGAAAGGAUGCCAGGUUAUGAAGGCAUUCAUCACUUGUAUUCAGAGCAGACAUUGCUUAAGGAUUCCUUUUUCAUUCUGGAUGUCCCUCUUGGAGUUAUCUCCCGUGUUGAGAAGAUUGGUGGCGCUACAAGCAGAGGAGAGAACUCAUAUCGAAUUGACAUCCUCUGUAAAGACAUGAGGAAUUUGAGAUUUGCCCACAAACAGGAAAACCAUUCUCGGAGACAAGUCUUUGAGAAGAUUCAACUUUAUGCUUUUCCAAUUACCAACAAAUUUCCAUUGUUUGCUUUCCAAUUCAAAGCUAAUUAUGAAGAGGAUGGAUGGUCUAUAUCUGACCAACUUGCUGAAUUUAAACGCCAGGGUAUACCGAACACUUGGCGAAUCAGCCGUGUUAACGAGAACUAUGAGCUGUGUGAUACAUACCCAAGUUUGCUGGUUGUUCCCAAAACGGCUUCCGAUGAGUAUUUGCGUCAUGUUGCUGGAUUCCGUAGCAGAGGACGUCUUCCAGUGAUGUCAUGGAUCCACCCAGAGUCGCAGGCGACCAUCACUCGUUCCAGCCAACCUUUGGUCGGAGUCACUGGCAAGCGGAACAAAGAAGAUGAACAAUACAUUCAGAUGAUUAUGGAUGCCAACGCCCAGUCGCACAAACUGUUCAUCAUGGAUGCUCGACCCAGUGCAAAUGCCAUGGCCAACAAGGCUAAAGGAGGGGGAUAUGAGAACGAGGAUGCUUAUCACAAUGCUGAGCUGAUUUUCUUUGAUAUUCCUAACAUCCAUGUGAUGAGAGAGAGUUUAAGAAAGUUAAAAGAUGUCUGUUUCCCCAACAUCAAUGAGACUCAUUGGUUGUCCAAUAUUGAGUCAACACGUUGGCUGGAUCACAUCAAGCAAAUUUUAGCCGGCGCUGUUCGUAUUGCUGACAAAGUGGAAUAUUACAAGACGUCUGUGUUGGUUCAUUGCAGCGAUGGUUGGGACCGAACUGCUCAGCUCACCUCUCUUGCAAUGAUUAUGCUGGAUCCGUACUACCGAACUGUGAAGGGGUUUGAACUCCUGAUAGAAAAAGAGUGGCUCAGUUUUGGACAUAAAUUUGCUCAAAGAAUCGGGCAUGGUGAAGACAAACACUCAGAUGCUGACCGUUCUCCUGUAUUUUUGCAGUUUAUUGACUGUGUGUGGCAAAUGGCCAAUCAGUUUCCAAUUGCUUUUGAAUUCAACGAAUACUUCUUGAUUACCAUCAUGGACCAUCUGUAUUCCUGCCUCUUUGGAACAUUCUUGUACAAUUCGGAACAACAACGAGUCAAAGAGGAACUGAAGACAAAGACCCAUUCCCUGUGGGGUUACAUCAACAGCAGCGUGGAGGAUUAUCUUAAUCCUCUCUAUGCCACUUACCUAGACCAACAUGUCUUACUACCAGUUGCAAGUAUGAGGCAGUUAGAACUUUGGAUUGGAUAUUACUGCCGAUGGAACCCAUGCCUAAGGCCACAGGAACCAAUCCAUCUCCGGAAUAACGUUUUGCUGAAGCUGAAGAACCAUUUGCAGAAGGAGUACGAGAGUCUCAUGAAGGAACAGGAAAGCAGGAACGCUCGCGGCACCAGCAGCAGCAGCAGCAGCCAGGCUGUCAAUUCCACAGCCUCAAUAUCUUCGAGUUCAGCUCAGAGGGUAGCAUCUCCCGUCAGCACCUGAGACUAACGAAACGGUCUCCAGAAACGAUUUUUAAAGAAUAUAUAGAAAAUGCAAAAAUAAAACUAAAAAUUAUGUGUAUUGAAGUAUAAAAAAAA